Messenger RNA from Cloeon dipterum, 4941 nucleotides. Its product is annotated as putative leucine-rich repeat-containing protein DDB_G0290503. NCBI's taxonomy places the organism in Eukaryota, Metazoa, Arthropoda, Insecta, Ephemeroptera, Baetidae. Gene Ontology annotation, molecular function: signaling receptor activity. The transcript is spliced from 7 exons. Bases 916 to 4569 code for a protein of 1217 amino acids. The record is from RefSeq and is a predicted model, not a curated record.
CUAAAAAAAAUUAGAUUUUGAUUUUAAAAAAUUUGUAACAUUUUUGUAUAUUAUCUGGCUUGCUUGAUCUGUUUCUAAACUUAGAAUAUUUAUUUAAAAUUAAAAUUCCUUUAUUAUUUCAUGAAAAUUUGCUGGCCAAUACUUUCACAGCCGAAUUGCUGGCUUGCACCUUUGCAGCAUGCGUGGUUUGGCUUCACGGGACGAAUGUGUAGCGUUUCAAUGCAGUCCUCGGUGCGGAGGCAAGUGGCCCUUGAGUGGGCUGGGUCCCUGUGCGGCCUGGUGCGCCCAUUCAUUCCGUUCGCGGUGUUAUUGGGACCCGAGUUUCAGCAUUCGUGCUAGUGCAGUGCGCGCCCUUCCCGGUCCGAGAGAACAGGGAUAAAAAGAGAAAAAAGAAUUAUUUAUGAGUUUCCUGCUUUUGUGAAGUAAUCGAGGAUCCUUCCGCCCUGCAGACGCAGACCUACAAAUUUGCUGAAAUAAGCUCUUGUCAUUUUUAAAACAGUAUAUAUCCAUCGGAUCGAGUUUUGUGUUCUUUUAGGAUUGCAUUAUUAACAACUUUUUGUGAUACAGCUUUUGAAAACUAUAAUGAGGAUCGUUAAAAUUUAAAAGCUAUAAAAUUAACGGAAAAUCCAAGCGGCCUCGUGGCGCAGUGGAUAGUAAACAUUUUUUAAGUAAAUAACAUUAUAUAAAAAAUUCAAUGCUACUGUAGGACUGAGUAAUUUCCGCGUACGAGUUUCAACUUCAUGAUCAUUUAGCCUUUAAAUCAACUAAAAGAUAUGUAGAAAAAAAUAAUUAUUUUUUUUCAAAGGAGUAUUUAUCUGAUGGUGAACAUGAUGUUCCAAUCUAUGAUUAAGAUGAUAUUGUUGGUACUGUUAGUACUGUUGGUCCUGUCGAGUAAGUACCUUAAUUGGCUCGAAAAUGCGGACUCUUUUAACUGUGCUAACAAUUUACAGUUCAUGUGCAGACUUAACGAAAGAACGGGAUGAUUUGAAGGAAGAACAGAAAAAACUGAAUACCACGAUGGAGCAAGACAAAACGUUGUUAAAAAAUAAGGAGGAAGAACUUAAGGACCUGAAGGAACAAUUAGUCCAGAAAAAUAAAACGAUCGACAACUUGAGGGAAAACCUGGACAAUGCAACGAUGCAAAUGAACCUGAAAAUUGAGCUUAAUAUAGCCGUGAAGGAAGACCUGAAAAACGUGACGGAGCAAUUAGACAAUAACAAAGAGUUGUUAGAAGAAAAAGAGAAACAAUUGAAGGACCUGACGGAACAAUUAGUCCAGAAAAAUGAAACGAUUGACAACUUGAGGGAAAACCUGGACAAUGCAACGGUGCAAAUGAUCCAGUACAAAGAGUUGUUCGAAAUCGUGGAGGAAAAGCUGAAAAACUCAACGGUAGAUAAAAAAGACUUGACAGCAAAACUGGAAGACGCACUGGAGGAACUGAGUAGAGAAAAAGAAUUGGCAAAAGCCACUGAGGGAAACCUGGAAAACGCGGUGGCUCAGGAAAAAUUGUUGUUAGAAGAAAAGAAGGAAAAACUGAAUAAUGUUACGAUACAAUUAAACCAGGAAAAGAAAUUGGUUGUAGACUUGAAGGAAAAAUUAAAGAACAGGACGGAACAAUUAGACCAGAAAAAUGAAUUGAUUGACAACUUGAGGGAAAACCUGAACAAUGCAACGGUGCAAAUGAGCCAGGACAAAGAGUUGCUCAAAAUCGUGGAGGAAAAGCUGAAAAACUCAACGGUAGAAAUAAACAACUUGACAGCAAAACUGGACAACGCAACGACCCAAUUGAUCCUGAAAAAUGAUUUGAGAGAAAAACUGGAAGAAAAGAAGGAAGAACUGAAUAAUGUGACGAUGCAAUUAAAACAGGUAAAGGAAUUGGUUGAAGGCUUGAAGGAAAAUCUAAAGAACGCGACGGAACAAUUAAGCCAAGUCGAAGCGUUGUUAAAAGAAAAAGAUGAAGAACUGAAGGACCUGACGGAACAAUUAGACCAGAAAAAUGAAUCGAUUGACAGCUUGAGGGAAAACCUGGAAAAUGCAACGGUGCAAAUGAUCCAGGACAAAGAGUUGUUCAAAAUCGUGGAGGAAAAGCUGAAAAACUCAACGGUAGAAAUAAACAACUUGACAGCAAAACUGGAAGAAAAGAAGGAAGAACUGAAUAAUGUGACGAUGCAAUUCAAACAGGAAAAGGAAUUGGUUGAAGUCUUGACGGCAAAACUGGAAAAUGCAACGGUGGAAAUGAUUCAGGUCAAAGAGAUGUUAAUCAUCAAAGAUAAUAACAACCUGACGAACCUGACUGAGAAAUUAAACCAGAAAAUUAAGCUUUUGGGAGACAUGGAGGAAGAACUGAAGGACUUGAAGGAACAAUUAAAUCAGAAUGUUAAACUUUUGGAAGUCGUGGAGGAAAAACUAAAGAAUUCAACGCUACAAACUGCCCAGAAGAGUGCGUUGUUGAAGGACAAGGAGAAAAAAUUGAAGGAGUUGACGGCCCAAUUGAGCCAGGAAAAAAUAUUACUAGAUGUCACGCAGAUACAGGUGAAAUUGAAAGAUGAUUCAUUGCAGUUCGUGAAGAAAAAACUGGAGAACGCAAAUGUUCAAUUGAUCCGGGAACAAAAUUUGUCAGUAAAACUGAAGAACGAAAUCGCACAAUUAACCUGUACCAGUAAUACGAAAAAUGAUUCAAGAAUUUCUUCAAGUUUAUUGCCCCUUUUUCCGGGAUCAAAAUAUUACCUGAGCAAACAGAAGUUGAGCUGGCACAUGGCUGGACAGUUUUGCAAAUUAUUCGGCAUGGAGUUGGCUAUCAUCGAGUCAAGGGAUGAAAAUACUGCACUCCAUGAAUUUAUCAGUAAGAAUAUCCUUCCCUCAAGCUACUAUUGGAUUUCUGGCACAGAUUUGGGCGCAGAAGGGAGGUUUUAUUGGUCUGGAACAGGAAAACCUAUUCAGGGAUUCACUAAAUUUAACAUCGGAGAGCCAAAUAAUGCUGGAGAUAAGGAGCACUGUCUUGAAGUCGAAUUUCGUUCACAUCGAUAUGAUCUUUAUUGGAAUGACUAUCAUUGUGAAAAGAAAAACUUGUUUAUUUGCGAGAUGAAAAUUUGUGAUGAAAUUUUAAAUAAGUAUCCAUGUGCAGACUUGAAGAAAGAACUGAAUGAUUUGAAGGAAAAACUCGACAUCGCAAUGGUGCAUUUGAGUCUACUAAAAGAAAAACUGGAUAAUGCGACAGAGAAAAUUGGCCUGGACAAGGUUUUGUUGGAAGAAAAGGAGGAAAAACUAAGUGAGUUGACGGCGCAAUUGAACCUGAGAAAUGAGCUUUACAUAGCCGUGCAGGAAGAACUGAAAAACGCAACGGAACAAUUAGGCCAAGAAGAAAAAAAGGAAGAAGUGAAGGACCUGAUGGAACAGAAAAAUGAUUUGAUUGACAACUUGAAAGAAAAACUAGACAAUGCAACGACUCAAUUGAUCAUGAAUAAUGAUUUGAUCAAGGACUUGAGAGGAAAACUGGAAAACGCGAUGGGUCAGGAAAAAGUGCUGUUAAAAGAAAAGGAGGAAGAACUGAAUAAUGUGACGAUGCAAUUAAACGAGGAAAAGGAAUUGGUUGAAGACUUGACGGCAAAACUAGAAAAUGCAACAGUUCAAAUGAUCGAGGACAAAGAGUUGUUCGCAGUCAUGGAGGAAAAGCUGAAAAACUCAACGGUAGAAAUAAACCACUUGACGGCAAAACUGGACAACGCAACGACCCAAUUGAUCCUGAAUAAUGAUUUGACCAAGGACUUGACAGAAAAACUGGACGAAAAGAAGGAAGAACUGAAGGACCUGAUGGAACAGAAAAAUGAUUUGAUUGACAACUUGAAAGAAAAAUUGGACAACGCGACGAUGCAAAUAACUCAGGAAAAAGCAAUUUUAACAAUCAAAGACGAAAACCUGAUGAACCUGACGGAGAAAUUACACCAGAAAAUUAAGCAUUUGGAAGUCAUGGAAGAAAAAAUAAAGGACCUGACGGAACAAUCAGACCAGAAAAAUGAAUUGAUUGACAACUUGAAGGAAAAACUGGAAAAUGCAACGGUGCAAAUGAGCCAGGACAACGAAUUGGUUGAAGUCAUAAGGAAAAACCUGAAAGAUGUUAGGGCAGAAUUGAUCCAUGAAAAAUAUUUGGCAGUUAACCUGAAGUGCGAUAUCUCACGAAUAUCGCAUACCAUCAGUGAAUGUCAGAAGGAACUGACAGCUAUUCGUUAUAAAUUUAAUCAGCUAAUCUAUGUGUGCCAACCUUGUCCCAAAACUACGAAAAGUGAUGAACUCUAUGAUGAUUCGUCUGAAGAAUUAUUCAGACGUUCUUCAGAAUCAUUGCGUUUGCCCAACGGGAUCGUAAUAAAACUUAAGGGAGUGGAAUGUGCGCAUGCACGAACUGUAGGAUAUUUAUAUUAUAUUAAUUUUGUUUCAUGUUUUUAUUCCUUAGUUGAGCCGUCAGGGACGUUAGCGCUCCUGGCGAGCAUCCCAUCUUGCAAACAAAUCAGGGUUCGAAGUCGAGGUCGAGCAAGGGCCGCCAGGGGGGUGCAAGUGGUCAGCACCCUGCCGUGACGUCAUAGGUCGCUCACGAGUGUCGGGCCUUUUCCUUUUUAUAGUCAAAAUUACAGAUAUAGAGUGACGGCUUUAAUUAGCCCGUCGGAUAAGAAAAGAGGUGACGUUGUUUCCAAACCUAUGUCAGGGUUUACCUGACGAGACUACGAUUGCUUUAAUAAUUUUUGUGUACUGAUAUUUAACGACGUGAAAGGCAACGCAAGAGCCAACCUCAAUAUUUUACAUCGAUUACAUCGGUACCAUAAUAUUAUUGAUCGUAAUAUUGUCCGGUAGAACCCUGACAGACGAAAACACAGCACUCUCUGAAUUUCCUAGAAAAUUUUAAAACUAAAUAAGUUUUGUAGAAAAUAAAUUUCUCUUUGUUCCUUGUAA